This is a messenger RNA of Bemisia tabaci, 9438 nucleotides long. RefSeq lists its product as uncharacterized. The record is from RefSeq and is a predicted model, not a curated record. Lineage: Eukaryota; Metazoa; Arthropoda; Insecta; Hemiptera; Aleyrodidae. Gene Ontology annotation, molecular function: protein binding.
CUCUAGCCAUAAAACUCUCAACGCCAAAAUUCAAAGAUUAUAGAAUUGAAUACCUAAUGCAUGAACUCUAAUCUACCUCCUGAAGUCAGAACCAGUUAUUUUUUGUUUCCAUUUCUACUUUUUAUAUUUUAUUUGUGUACAGAAGACUUUUUUCCCCCUAAAAUCAAGAAUUUUGAAAUUUUAACUCUAUAGCGAACAAAAUUCAAUUCAGUGCUAUUUGAAAUCAUGAAGAAUAUUUCUGUAACCAAGACGGUAUGUUCAAAAAUUUUCAUCUCUUGGAGGUUAUUCACAGAAGUCAAACAGCUAAAUUUUGACAAAGCCCCAUUUUAAACCCAAAAAUAGGUAAUUAUUCUAAUGAUUGUAACAAACUUAGUUAUUGAUGAAAUAUUUUCAAAGAGAUUUCGUCAGCGUAGAAUAUCGUUUGAUGUUAAAGCUAUGUUUUACAAGCCAAAUUUUCUUAUUUGAACUUAGUUCCUUGAUAUCUUUAGGGUCUUGAGCAUACGCACAGUAACAAGGUGCUUAAAAUCUUUGUUAAAGUGAUAACCCGGAUAAGUACUUUCAGGAACUGCCAAUCACAGUAAUCAGUAGUGCUUACAAUGAAUCAUUUGCAGAAAUUAAAAUGAGAUUUCUGGAUAUGUCGUUGGAGUGUCUCCUAAAUUAUAGUUUUUCAGCUGCAGACUCACUAAAAUUUGCCAAGUACGUGCUUGUAUUAGGAAGCUGAUAGUUUUUGAAACAACUUUAGGUGAUUUAAAUCAGGUGAAAGGAUCAUGGAUGCCCGAAACGAGAAACUCCUAGCACUUUUUCAUACUCGCAAAAAAAAAUUUGUUGCUCAGUACAAACAAUUUUUUAGAUCUUUUUCAAAAGCCAAAAGUUUUUACUUUUAUGUUUUAACAGAAUUAAUAAGAGCAGUCUCUAUAAAUAAAACAGAUGCUUUUGAAAGGCUCUGUGAUGUAAUAGAAUUUGUGAGCAUCAACAAUGAUGCAACGCAAGCAUAUCUUAAAGACCCAGAAAAUCCCUUAAGUGGCACUAAUUUAGUAAUUCUAGCUUGUAAAUAUAACAAACCAGAAAUUUUAAAACUCUUGUUUGGACAGUGCCUGAAAGUUCUGAAUAUAUUGGAUGGGAUGGAAGUUCCUCGACUAGAUUACGCAGAGAAAGAGGGUCACAGUGCCUUGUAUUAUGCUAUUAGUUCAAAUAACAUUAUUCUCCUGACUGUUCUUUUUGAGCAAUCUCCGAGCACAGUUCCCAGUUUCAACUCUAGAAAGUUUGAUGAGGUUUUCUCCAGAGCUUACAGAGAAUUAAAAUUAAAAAGGGUCCCUCUAUCUCGUGAAAUGGAAUCAUAUGUUGAAAAUAAGUUGUUGGAUCUGCGGUUUUUUUCUGAAAAUUCAGUGCAAGUUGAGCAUACUGAAAAUUACUUGAGUAAUAUCAUAAAGCGCAUUGAAUUAGUGGUUGAAAAUAUUUUUUCAUUGAAUGAGGAAUAUUCUGAAGCAAAUGUGAAUGAUAAAUUUAUACUUAUCGCAAAAUUUAUUGCACGUAACAUUUAUGUACUGAAGCGGCAACUGAAAUCAACUUAUAGGAAAUUACCGUGGGAGGAAAUUGAAUUUUGCUUGAUCUGUUUUGUAUCCUGUCAAGAGAAAAAACAAGAACUCAACAUUCUUUAUAGUCUCACCUUAAAUAAAAGCAAAAUAUUAAAAUACCUCAAAAGUUUUGCUCUAAAAUUAAAAGAUGAAAAAUUUACUGAGGAUCAUAUCGACAUCUGCAAACUUGCCGUUCUUCCUAACUUAAAGCGUUAUCAAGUGAUCCAAGAAAUCAUUCAAAACAGUCCUGAAUUUGAAAGCUUAUAUGAUGAUUACAAGAAAGUGCGGAAUAUCACCUCUUUAAGGAAAAUAAGUUUCUUUGUAACACUAGCAGUGUCUGCUAAUCCUGAAGAGAGAGAAGCUGAGCUAUUAAUUGCUAGAGCUUUGCAAGUUAUGGGCGAAUAUUUUAAAAAUACUUUGGAAUCCCCCAAGUUAUCCGACACAGUAAGUGAGCUUUUGUUAUCAUCACUAUCAAGGAACACAAGAAAAAUUAUCAUAGAUUUACGAAAUGCAUUGUCGCAUUCAUAUUCUCUAGCAAAGCGAACUAAGAUUGAAAAAAAAGGUGACAGAGAUUUUUUUGCUGGAAUCCAGAAGGAUUUAAAAAUUAUAUUACAUCAAGUCAAUGAUUUUCUCAUUCAUAAUCAGGUUGAAUGUUUUGAGUUAUUCUUAAGGAAAGUUUCUAUUGCUAAAUGCAAAGAUGAUUUGCAAGAAGUUAUAGAGACAUUAAGUUGGGAAAAUUUCAAUCAAAUGAUUCCUCAAAAUCCUGAAAUCUUAAAACUCAAAAAACUUGAGGAACUGAUGGAAGGAUUACGCAGUUAUGCAACGGAUCUAACUAGUUUUGAAAAAGGAUUGUUCAAAGAAAUCGAAGAGUAUUUGGCACCUUUAAGUACUCAAUCAGAAGCUAUAUUCUCUGGUCAUUUAAUGAGAUUCAAUGCAGUAAUUAGCACAAUCAUUAUUCUAAAGCAUGAGAAAGUUGAUUCACAACUUUUCAACAAGUUAAAGUUGGGUGCCUUAACAUUUUUAAACAAUGUCGAUUUAAGAAUAAAACCAAACAUUUUGAAAGCAGCCAUCGAUAGGUCAUUGGCAAUUUUCAGGAGUGUUAAACCAAGGGUGAAGAUUGAAGAAUUUGAAAAAAUUCAUAUGUUAGAGUUGAAAUUAUUUCAUCUUGCAGAGAUUGCUAUCGAUGAUGUUGAAUGGAUCAAAAAACUUAGAGAAGAACUGAUCAAGAAAGAUGUUUUGUAUUCGACUGCUACUGAAGAAGCGACUGCAGAUGCAAUAAAAUUUGAAUACAGUGAUAGACUUACGUCAAAGAUCAAGGAACUACGAAGCAUUUUAAAGAGAAGUGGUUUGGACGGAAAGAUAGUUAAGAACUUUUCUCAUAAGCAACUAAUGCUACUUCCUGUGAUAAAGAUGCUUGUCUUGGAUAUAAUGUCAAUUUUAGUCAGUGCGAAAAAGUGUUUGGAGAAGAACACCUUUCUCAUGGAUGAAAAUGUCCCUCUACUGAUUGGAAAAUGCUUACGUGAUCAUUUAGCACAUAAUAAUGCCACAGUUGAUUUGAUUUUGGAUGACCCAGAUCUGUCUGUUGUCCUCAAUGCGAAGAAACUCGCUAGUAUUGAAAAUUUGAUUAAUUGUACAAGUAAAGUUGGUAAAUUUAUGGUAGAAAAUCCCUUCACACUAAGAGACAAGCACAAUCAAGAGCUGAAUAUCAUUACGAAUCAAGAAAAAAUGUUCUCUGCUCUCGUCAAAGGAAAUACAGAAUUAUUUGAAAAUUGUCUCAAAGAAGGAUCAGAUAUCCGUUCAAGGAGUAAUAAUCUUUCAACAGCAGUGCAUUUUGCCUGUAAAGGCUCAAAUCUUGAGGUUUUACAAUCUCUUUUAAAACAGAACUUGAGCCCAAACACGAGAAAUAUUGAUGGCCAAACUGCUCUUCACAUGGCAGCACAGCACGGAAAUCAUAAUGUCGUGCUUUUCUUGUUAAAAGAAGUCAAAUUAAAAGUUGAUGACAUCGAUAACUUCGGAAGAACGCCAUUGCACCUAGCUGCCAAAAAUGGUCACUUAGAUUGUGUCAAAGUUUUAUUGAGGAAUAAUGCCAGUACUUUAGUUGAAGAUGGCCAGAGGUUCUCUCCAUUACUUCAAGCAGUCAGAAAUAAGCAUUUAGCAGUAGUCAAAAUUCUGAUGGAAACAAAGAGAAACGUUAGUAUCAACUCAUCUUCUUCUGAUGGUUAUACCUUGUUACACUAUGCUGCAGGAGGUGGAUCUCUUGAUUUGGUUAACUUUUUGCUGCUUAAUAAUGCCAAUGUUAAUGCUCAACAUGAUUAUGGUGAGGCCCCAUUGCACUUAGCGGCAAGUAAUGGUCAUUUGAAUGUGACCAAGGCUUUGAUUCAAAACGGAGCUGAUGUGAACUGUAGAACCAUCCAAGGUUUUACUCCUUUACACAGUGCAGUAAUAUCCGGGCAUGAGACAAUAGUGAGGGUUUUGUUGCAACAUGGUGCAAAUCCAAACAUAUGUGUAUUUGAUGAAGCAAAGGCUUACACACCUCUACAUUUUGCAGCGGAACAAAACUGUAAUGGAAUCCUUUGUGCAUUACUAGAGUAUAAAGCUAAUGCUGAUAUUCCUACUUUGACCGGUGAAACUCCAUUAUCUAUUGCCGCAAAAUUUGCUUCCCUAAAAAUCGUUUCAACUCUCCUCAAACACGGCGUUGACAUCCAAGCUUCAACUAAAGUUAAUCCCUUGCAUUAUGCAUCUGCUAGAAGCCAUAUUAAAGUCACUGAAUUGUUAAUAAAAAGUGGAAUUGAUGUAAAUUCCAAAGAUGCCAGUGGAAGAACACCAUUACAUACUGCUGCACAUUUCGGUGAUGUAGACAUAGUCAGACUUUUAAUAAAACACAAAGCUAUGGUAAAUACUCAGUGUGUCAGUGGUUUUACCCCAUUACAUCUAGCUGUGGUGUCUGGAAAUAUUGCUAUCAUUGAUGUUUUAAUAAGAAAUGGAGCUGACGUUAACAUUAAGAAUAGCGAUGGAACCACAGCAAUUCAUUUUGCAGCGUUGAAUGGAUGCCAGGAAGCAGGCAGUAUUCUAAUUAGUAAUAAUGCUGACAUAAACAUAAAAACAAACAAUAAUACCGCACCUUUGCAGACUGCUAUUAAGGUAGGGCACCUAAACAUAGUAAAGCUUUUUUUUAAUGUGAGCAAUGCCAAUAAGGCGGAAUAUUUUAAUGAAUUAGGAGCCUUACACCUUGCCGCUGAAGUGGGCAACAAAGAAAUAACAGAAUUUUUAAUAGCAAUCGGGGCAAGUGUUAAUUUGAAAUUUCGCAGCCAUGGACCAUUAAUCCAUGCCGUGAAAUGUAAUUGUGUGGAAAUUGUGGAGUUACUUCUUGACCAUGGGGCCAAUGUCAAUGAAAAUAAUGGUGAACCCUUGUACCUUGCAAUCGACUAUGGUUUCAAAGAUGUCUUUGAGAUUCUUUUGAAAAAUGGGGCCCAAGCUGAUAGGAAAAUAAGUGGGGAUGCCACCUUGCUACAUUUUGCUGCAAAUAAAGGAGAUGCAAGAAUGGUGAUUGCAUUAAUUAAUAGAGGAGCUAAAAUUAAUGCUUUAGCUGCAAGCGGUGUAACGCCAUUAUCAGUAGCAUCCAUGCGAGGUCAUGUAGAAGUUGUUAAGGCUUUAAUUAUGAAAAAGGCCGAUACAAAUAUUUCUAGUGAUGCGGGCCCUCCAUUACAUGUAGCUGUAGCUCACGGCCAUCUAAAAGUCGUUGAAAUUCUGUUGAAGAAUGGCGCUAAAACUAACCUCACAGGUCCUAGGAAUACAACUCCAUUAGAACUAGCUGUUGUUAGAGGUGAUUCACAGAUAGCUCAAAUGCUACUCAAACUACCGGAAGGAAAUGAAAUAGAUGUUAAUAUUAGAGUUGACCAUGGAAGAACAUUAUUGCAUCAAGCUGCUUUGCAAGGUAAUUUAGAACUAGUGAAGCUCCUGACGGAUCAUGGAUUUGAUGUGAAUGCUAUGGAUGACUCAGGUGCAAAACCUAUUCACUGUGGAGCAACUGCAAACAAAAAAGAAACCAUUGAGUUUUUUUUGAACAAGGGACUAAGCAUGCAUGAAAUUGAUGCCUUUCGACGGACUCCAUUACACUAUGCUGCUGCAAAAGGUAGCAUAGAAGUUACGAAUCAUCUCAUUACCCGAGGAGCAAACAUUAAUUCUGAAGAUGUUGAUGAUUUAAAACCUAUACAUGUUGCAGCUGCUAACAAUCAUAAGGAAAUUAUAAAAAUCUUUUUAAGGAAUGGAUCAUCUUAUUGUGCUAUGGAUAAGUUUAAAAAGAAACCUCUUGAGUACUCUUUAAAUGAAGAAGUCAAAGGUUUGCUGUUAUCUACCGAGAAAUUAUUUGAUUGCUUAAAACAAAAUAAUCUUUCAGAACUUGCAACUUUGGUUAAGGCAGGGGCUUGCGUCGAUUUGAUACAUCCCCAAUUUGGAACUCCUUUACACUAUGCUGUUUGGAAAGGUUAUGACAAAAUUGUUGAGUGUCUUUUGGAAAAUCAUGCCAAUCCAAAUACAGUCACGGAAAAAGGUUUUACCCCCCUGCACUAUGCUGCUAAGUACUCUCGCUCACAGUCGGUUAUCAGUUUACUGCACAAGGGUGCAAUGUAUAACUUUGCUUCCAAUAGUGAAAAAAUGCCUCUGCAUUUUGCCAAAGAUGUUAAAAUUAUGUGGCUUUUAAAAAUGAUCGACCACGCCUUCAGAAGCGUGAAAAAUGGUAAUGUUCAAUUUUUGUGUGAUAUCAAGAAAGUAACCGAUAAGGAAAUUGUGAAAGCGAUAAUGCAAGCAUGUAAUGAAGAAAACCGCACUCUAAUAGUGGUUGCCAUUCACCAUAAAUUUCCUUUGGUAAAACAGUUGAAAGAGGUAUUUCAAUUUUCUGGGUCCAUCGAAGCUGUCAGGCAGUUGAUUCAUUCCAAAAAUGAGAGCGCUCGCAGUGAAAGUAUGUUAGAAAACCUUUAUGAAAAUAGAAGAGAUAUUUUAGGAGAGGACAGCCCAGGCACUUGGGAUGUGCAGGUACUGAUGGCUGAACUGAAGUGCACACAAGGGCACUAUCAAGAGGCUGUGAACAUUCUGAAUAAUGUCAACAAAAAGCAAAUAGAAAUGCUAGGCAACAAUAGUGAUGAUACUCUGCUGUCAAGGAGAAUGAUAGCAUUAGUAUUGUCUAAAUCAGGAGAUUUCGAAAAAUCAUACACAAUUUUUCAGGAAAUUUAUCGCGCUAGGAAAAGAAUCUCAGGACCAAAUCAUUUUGACACCUUAGAUGCUUUAUUUGAUGUGACUGCAACUUUGGGUAAUUUAGGGAAGUGUGAGGAAGCUUUCAGAAAUUUUCAGACAAUAUUUGAAUUUAGAAAAAAACUUGUGGGCGAAAACCACGAGGCUACUUUAUUCGCAAGAAGUAAUAUGGCAGCUAGUUUAGCAAACCUAAAAAAAUUCGAAGAGGCAUUAGAAAUUUUUAAAGAAGUUCAUGCGAAAAGAAAAAUCGUUCUUGGCAUUCAUCAUCGUGAGACUCUGAGUACCCUGCAAAACAUUGCACAAAUGUACCUUUCUCUAAAGAAAUAUCGCAACGCCUUAAAUGCUCUCGAAGAGGUCUUCAAUAUUCAAAAAGAUAAGUUAGGGCCCAAUCAUUAUGAUACCUUAUAUUCUCAAGCUACUAUCGCUGAAACUUUAUCUUUACAAAACAAGAUCCAUUCCUCUCUGAAAAUCUCAAAAGAGGUACUAGAGCGGAGUAAGGCUCUUUAUGGACUCGAUCACCCACUUGUAAUCAAAGUAUCUAAAACAAUUAAGGAAACCAAUCUGCGGUUGAGGAUGGAAGGCAUAAAUAUUACAGAGCAGAAAAAUAUAUACAUUGCAGCCUCUGAAGGAGACUUGAGGACUAUCGAGAGACUUUUUUACACUGGAGUAGGUGUCAACGAUAAAGAUGCUGAAGGCAGAUCACCUUUACAUUAUGCAGUUAAUAAUGGACAUUUUACCGUCGUAAAAUUUCUACUAGAAAACGAAGCUGAUCCGACUCUUACUACUAACAAAGGCAAUUCUCCGUUGCACACUGCUGUAGCAAAAGGUGACAAAACAGUCGUUGAAAUUUUAUUUCAGUAUGUCCCCGAAAAUAAAUUAAAUCAUUUCAUCAACCUCAAAACAACCGCUAGUGGUAAUUCAGCUUUACAUAUUGCGACCAGAAAUGGUAAUUUGGAUGUUGUCAAAUCUUUAUUGAAUCAUGGUGCAAAGUACAGUAUUAAAAAUCAAGAAAAUAAAACACCCCUUGAUGUAUCUAUAAAUCGGACUAUUUCUGCACUUUUAGAAGAAAUGGAGGGUUUGUUUGAGGAUGCCGUGAAAGGUACCACCGAAAUCGUCGGAAAAUUGAAAGCAAUGAAUACAGAUGACUUUAAGGUAGUGACAAAUGCUCGUAAUCAUUCAGGGCAUACUCUCUUUCAAUUAGCGUUCCAGGCAGCAAAAAAACAUGAAUAUAUUGUGAGUCAAUUUUUGGGGAUGUAUUGUUCCAAUGCAUCAUCUAAGUAGUUUUAUCUAGGACUGAAUUUCAACAUUCUCAAGGGCAAAUGUGUUUUUAGCUCUUAUUUUUUUUUUUUUUUUUAAUUAAAAAGUCAACAAACAAAAAUAUUCCUAUUAGCCAUUACAAAUUAAAAAAUUUCUAUUUUCCGUGAUAUCUCAUAUUUUGAGGGUGGUAGUCAUAAUUUUUUUAUUGUUGCAAAAAUGAAUAAGCUCAGUUGUGCUGUUCAUCAUGUUUCCCCUUUUUUAUCAAUUAUUUUUAAGUACCUGCCUUUUACAUGUCUAUGUGUGUAUUGAAUGUUAUUGCAUGGAGAGACAUGAAUUAUAUUUUUGUUAUCCUAUCAUUUAUGUUGCUAUCUUGUUACGUUUAUGUGUUGCGGGAUGCAUCAAAGGACACAACUAGUACCUGAAAAAAUGGGGCAGGAAAAGGGUUGCACAAAAGAAAUGAAAAACAUAAAGGAUUGAACAUUUCCAUGAAAUAUUUCUUGAAAUUUCACCAAGCCACGAAAAAUAUGAAAACUAUUAAUGACCAAAGUGCAAAACCUCAUAUCUCCAUCGCUGUUUCAACAUUUUUGCUACUCUUUUUAUUUUCUCUAAAAGCAGCAAGCUACACAGCUUGAAAUUCGUCUAGAAUAUUCUGCUAACUAGAAAAAUCAAGGAAGUUUUUGAGAACUUACGUUAACUAGUUUUCUGAAGAAGAAAUAAAGUAAGACAAGAAGUCUACAACAUCGCAAACGGAGAUACCUGGUUUCGUUAUGGACAUGGAUAUGAAAUACAUUUUCAGUGGUUAGGUAUGUAACUUGCUUAAAAAAUCAGCAACAAGCUAAACCCCAUAAUUUUUUGCAUUUAAUUUCAUUUAGUAUUUUUCAAUACCUUUCCAAAAUUUCCGAAAUUUCAUAAAAUAUUACACAUGAAAUUUAAAAAUCUCAUUCUUCUUGAAAAAUUGCAACUCUGGAGGAAUGCUCCAUUAGUAACUUCCAAGCUAUGAAAAGUUUCUGAUCAUACCAAAAUAGAACAUCCACAAACCAUGGAUCCUCAUUCUCAGAUCAAUUUUUCGGUUAAGUAUUUUUAAGAAGUGUUCAAAAAAAAAAAAAAAAAAACAGCAUAUGUAUUUCUCUGAUUUUUCUAUCAGUUUCCUCUGAUAUCUUUUUACCUCAUUAAUCGUUCAAUAGAAAAAAACCAAGAUCACAAAUGAUAUUGAACUGAGAAUGACUGAUGUAAUAUCUUAAACUAAUUAAGGGGAAUGCAAACGCAAUUUUCUCAUCAAGUAUUUUUCAUUUAUUAUCUUCAGUUUUCGGUCCAUACAUGUACCAUCCCGUUGUGCCUAAUAAACGAAUUUAAAUUGUGG